This is a messenger RNA of Lolium rigidum, 588 nucleotides long. RefSeq lists its product as uncharacterized. The coding region runs from base 141 to 338 and encodes 65 amino acids. The transcript is spliced from 3 exons. The record is from RefSeq and is a predicted model, not a curated record. NCBI's taxonomy places the organism in Eukaryota, Viridiplantae, Streptophyta, Magnoliopsida, Poales, Poaceae.
GAUCGAUCGAAAGCCUCUGGAAAAUCCGCCCCGAUCCCACCAAACACCAACGCCCUUCUUCCUCCGCUGAAAAUCCAACACCCCGCCGCUUCCUUCAGAUCUGAGCGAGGGAUCUACGGCGCCGGGUCUCUUUGAGGAGGAUGAACUGGAUCGGGCGCAAGAUCCACCUCUACAAUGUCAACAUCGGCCUUUACAUGCUCGAUUGGUGGGAGCGGUACCUGUUCAAUACAUUGAUGCUUUGCCUUAUUUGGUACAUCCUCCGGUAUCUCAUCGCGUUCUUUCAGAGUAAUCUGGAGACCAUCUUACAAGGUGCAAACUAUCUUGUACAAGGUAGAUAAUCAUCAUCUGCAAAAAAAAUGUGAUGAUGGUGUUAAGGAAUUGCCCUUGUAACUUCAUCUGUUUGAUUAGUUUCAACUGAGAAACUAGAAAGAAUCAGUUCAUCUGUAAUUUAGAUCUGUUGUUUGUAGCCCUUCUAAGAUGUAAGUUUCUGACAUUUGUUUCUAUGAAGCAAACAUAGCAUGUGAUGUGUAAGAUUGCCGUACAGUACUGUCCAUGAUUGUUGUAAUAUAUUGGUUCUUCUUAUUCUCA